Messenger RNA from Sphenostylis stenocarpa, 1221 nucleotides. Lineage: Eukaryota; Viridiplantae; Streptophyta; Magnoliopsida; Fabales; Fabaceae. The record is from the annotation of a GenBank genome assembly.
AUGGAGGAGGAGGUGGAUUCCCCUGUUGGUGUUCUUGAUGAUUAUUUUUUCCAGAGUUCAGAAUCAGAAACUAGUUCUUCCAAAGAACCCGGUACUACGGAUUCUGAUAUGUCAAAGCCCAGUUCUAGGUGGCAUGCGUUUCUUCAAUUGUUGAGGGUCAAAUCGAAAAAGCCAAUAGCCACAUUACAUCCUCUCAGUGUCCUCAAGCUUUCCAGAAGAUUGAGCAGUGGCAUGAGGGAGACUAUAAUAGAUGCAGAUUCGUCCUUGCAUAGGCCACCCUGGAAGAUCUUCACUCACCAUGAGAUACAAAUUGCAACCAAUUACUUCGCCCAAGAAAAUUGUAUUGGAAAAGGUGGUUAUGCUGAGGUUUACAAAGGGUGUUUACCAAAUGGUCAGCUUCUCGCAAUUAAACGAUUGACACGUGGAGCAGAAAAUGAAACUAUAGGGGACUUCUUAUCAGAACUUGGCAUAAUGGCUCAUGUAAACCAUCCCAACACUGCUAAGUUAGUUGGCUAUGGAGUGGAGGGAGGAAUGCAUUUAGUGCUUGAGUUGUCUGAAAAAGGGUGCUUAGCUUCAGUGCUGAAUGGUUCCAAGGAGAAGCUACCGUGGCCUGUUAGGCAGAAAAUAGCAUUAGGAACAGCCAAGGGUAUAUUGUAUCUUCAUGAAGGUUGUCAAAGGAGAAUUAUCCACAGAGAUAUAAAAGCAUCAAAUAUCUUGCUUACUGAGGCAUUUGAGCCGCAGAUUUGUGAUUUCGGGCUAGCAAAAUGGCUACCAGAGAAUUGGACCCAUCACACCGUUUCAAAAACUGAAGGGACUUUUGGUUACCUUGCUCCAGAAUACUUGCUUCAUGGGAUAGUGGAUGAAAAAACAGAUGUUUUUGCAUUUGGUGUGGUGCUAUUAGAAUUAGUCACCGGGCGAAGAGCACUUGAUUAUUCACAACAAAGCCUGGUUUUGUGGGCAGAACCUUUGCUGAAAAAGAAUCAUAUUAGAGAGCUGAUUGAUCCGUCCCUUGCAGAUGAUUUCGACUGUCGGCAGAUCAAAACUAUGAUCUUGACAGCUUCUUUGUGCAUUCAACAAUCCUCUAUUUGUCGCCCAUCUAUGAGACAGGCACGUUUUCUUCUUUUGAAUGGUGGUAACCUUAGCUGCUCCAGGUUCACCAAGAAAUCUCAACUUCAAUUAUUUCGAAAAGACUUUCAGGAAGAGUUAAUUGAUUCUGAUUAA